Rotaria socialis is the source of this 2781-nucleotide messenger RNA. Lineage: Eukaryota; Metazoa; Rotifera; Eurotatoria; Philodinida; Philodinidae. The record is from the annotation of a GenBank genome assembly.
AUGAAUAAAACUGAAGAACCUUCGUUGAACAACGAAGCAAACCAGUCUGCAGAUGGAGCAACCCGUUCUAUCACUGAUCGUUUACCCAUGGGACCCAUAGUCGCUGCAGGUCGUCUCAUGUCAUGUUUAUCAAAGCAAUCCCGUAGCAUUACAUCGAAACGUGCCUAUACAGUAUCGGGCACUGGUAACGAAAAAUCUUCAUUUUUAACACCAUUAUCGACACAAAUAUCCUCGUCACGUUGUCGUUCAUCGUCCUCUCAGAGUCCACCAUCGACGCGAUCAACAUCAUGUUCAGGUUCUUCAUGUAAUAAAGAAUCGUCUCCACCCAUGCACAAUUCAAAAACAACACCAUCAGAUUUAAAUAAAAUUUCUAAAACAUCGACAACACCAACAAUGCCGACACCUGAUACAGUCGGACAUGAAUUUAAUUUUAAUUCAACGUAUACACAAUUACGUGAUUUAGCUGAUACAAAUUGUACAUAUUUUUCUCGACAAAAAACCGAUGUUUGUAGAAGAUUUGAACGUUUAUUAAUACAACUUAAACAUACACUUGAUUUAUCGGUACCAUUGAUUCGAUAUCUUACAGAUAAUUUUCAUCAUUUUGAUUACAGUCCAGAAAUCAAAGCUCAUGGAUAUCGAUCAUUGGUGGUAGCACACGGUCAGGCAUGUGUAGGAACAUUAGAUAUUCUUCAACAAGUUGAUACCAAACGUGUUGGCCUUCUAUUUAAUCUCAUGUAUUCGUCACGAUUAUUUCAAGAUCUUGAAUCAUGGACAAAAGCACUUAUAGCCAUGCAACACAUUUUAACAUUAGCUGUUAACAUGGUUGAUUAUUCGGAAAAGAAAGUUUUAUAUGUUGAUGCCAAUCAUGUACCACUUGAUAUUGAACUUGAUUAUUUUAAAAUGGUUGCGUUUGAUUCAGAAUAUUUCUUUGGUCGGACAUGUGGUUUUCAAUUUGCUCCGUCGAUGCAAAAAAUGUUAACUUUCUUACUAGCUGGUUUGGCUACUUUUCAUGAAACUUACAAUCGGUCGAUCCCUUAUGCAGCUGCUAGUCUUGCCACAGCACCGAAAUAUAUUCUAUUUCCAGAACAACGAGCUAAAAAGUGUGCUGCUAUAUUUCGUGAUAGUGAUUAUUUAUUUUGCAAAUCAUUUUGGAAUAUAGUUGAUCAUGAUUAUGUUAAAAUGGGUUCGCGUUAUAUCGUACCAAGUGUAACUGUAUCGAAAUAUUUUCAAAUUGGACCUGAAGAAAUUGAAAUCAAUUCUAUUAUUAUUCCACCACCAACAGCGUGCGCUGCUCCCGAUGAACCGAAUGAAUGUGCAGCUGGAAAUAUUGGAAAUGGUUCAGAUAAUGCAACAGGUUCCGGUACUAAGCAACCAAAACAACUUGUCAAUUUAAAACUUCUAUCACAUGAAGUACGAGAAGGUAUGAAUGAAUUACCAUUGAAAAAAAAUGAUUUUGAAAUAUCAUCAAUGGAAAUCUUACCAAUGAGUGAUCAUCUUCUUCUACAUAUUCACGGCGGUGGAUUUAUUGCGACAUCAACAACAACUCAUGAAGUUUAUUUAAAACCUUGGGCGUUGGGUCUUGAAAUUCCAAUCGUAUCUAUUGAUUAUUCAUUAGCGCCUGAAUCUCCGUAUCCACGUGCUAUUGAAGAAUGUUUUUAUGCAUAUGCAUGGGUUUUGAAAAAUGCUAAUAAACUUGGUUGGAACGGUAAAACACUUUUACUGGCGGGUGAUAGUGCCGGUGGAAAUUUAGUCACAAUCGUUACAAUGAAAUCAAUCGAAGUUGGACUAAGAAAACCGGAUGCAAUUAUUUGUUUUUACACACCCUUUCUUCUUGGCUAUAGUAUGUCACCAUCUCGAUUAAUGGCAAUCAUGGAUCCGUUAUUAAAUACUGGUUUUCUCUGGCGUUGCCUUGCUGCCUAUGCUGGUAUUAAAUCUUCUGAUGAUGAAUUUGAAACUGUGACAAUUCCCAAUCUGGAUGAUACUACAGCAGAAAAACAGCAAAAGCUCAAUAAUGUAACAUCAUCACCCGGUCAAACUGUACCUCAAUCGGAUAAUAAUUCUUCGCCUGAACAAGUUCCAAACCGUGCAGAAUAUAUUCGAGGAGAUUCCUACUACUCUCGAUUGGGUGAUAUAAUGGGUUCACGUCAAGCAUAUCUUCUUCGAAAAUUAAGAGAAUCAACCUUACCAAACAAUCCAUAUAUGUCUCCAUUACGUGCGUCAGAUGAUACUCUACGACAAUUUCCAACCACAUAUCUUGUUGCAUGCCAUCAAGAUCCACUAUUGGAUGAUUCGAUAACAUUUGCACGACAUUUACGUUCAUUGUCAGUUGAACAUCAUCUCGUCAUUGUACAGAAUUUAACACAUGGUUUUCUCAGUUUUUACAAUGCAAAUACAGAUUGUAAAAGAACAGCAGAUCUUAUAAUGAAUGAUUUAGCACGAAGAUAUAAUAUUGAUGGUCCAUUAUUUCCAUCAUCGUCAUCAACAAAGAAAAAGAAACGAAAUAAAAAAAACGUUCUAGCACCAUUAACAAAUCCAAUUUUCCCAUUAACAAGAACAACAACAACAACAGAUAUUAUUCAUCCGUUCAUUGAUGAUAAUGUUGAAUUUGCACGACGACUACGCGAUCUCAAUGUUCCUCAUCAUCUAAAUGUUGUCGACGAAUUUCCACAUGGAUUUCUUGAUUUUGGCUUUGCAGCAACAAAUGUUGCACAAUAUAAUAUCGAGAUCAUAAAUAUGAUGCUCAAUAUCCUUAAACAAUCAGAAUCUAUUCAUACUGACUAA